GGAAAGCCAAUACGAAGGCUGGGAAAAUUGCCGUUGGGGGUCGCCGGCUCGGGACCCCGCCUUUCUUAUAAAAGAACACGGGACCGUCGCCGAACGUACAGUGGCAACUCAGCGGAUAGAUCGGAGGAAAAUUAGUGGAUUUUUGCUACAGGUUGCGAACGGCCUAGUGUCACCUGACAGAGAAUGGCUUGCUUGAAACUCUACACGGUCCUGCUGCUGGCUGUAAUCUUCGCUGUAGCGUCUGCGAGACCAGGAUACCUGGGAUACGGCUACGGUGGCGGCUACGGAUAUCCUCACCAUUAUGGCUACAGGUACCCGUUCUACGGUGGAUAUGGACACGGCUACGGACACGGCUACGGCGGCUUCCACCAUCAUGGCUACGGCCUUGGAUACGGCCACUACGGUGGCUAUUACUAAUCGCACAGACCAACCUUUGGAUUCGGCUACUGUACACGCGGUCCGUCACGGAGGCUCUCGUUUCGCAUGAUCUUCUAGCGCAGACCUUUGUCGUCGUAUAAACAUUAGCAGCGAUUGGAACACGGCGCCUCGUCGUAACGCGUCCCGCGUUCUAACCGCUACCCGAGGCGAUGCCAAAAUACUUCUAUUCCACUCCCCUCUCCACGCCCCCUGCCCUAGCCACGCUAACCGCAUUUAUCCGUCGUUGAUCCUUUUUAACCAGCAGUGAAGUAAUCGUAGCGAUAUAUAUUGCAAGCAACAAUAAAAACAACUUUCAAACUCAUCGAA
Megalopta genalis is the source of this 744-nucleotide messenger RNA. RefSeq lists its product as uncharacterized. NCBI's taxonomy places the organism in Eukaryota, Metazoa, Arthropoda, Insecta, Hymenoptera, Halictidae. The record is from RefSeq and is a predicted model, not a curated record.